AUGAGUACUUUCUCCCCCGAGAACAUCACCGGGGCCUUUAUCCCCUCGGCCCUCUUCAUCGCCGGAACUUUCCUGUUCAAGCAGGAAUUGACUCCCUUUGCUGUCGCUCUCGCCGCUGUCUUGGUGGGCUACAAGCUGUUCAGCAACAAGCCCAGAAAGGUCCUCAACCCCGGCGAGUUCCAGCACUUCACCCUGAAGGAGAAGAAUGAAAUCUCCCACAAUGUGACCAUCUACCGUUUCGCCCUGCCCCGUCCCACCGACAUCCUGGGUCUGCCCAUCGGUCAGCACAUCUCUCUCGCCGCCACCAUUGAGGGUCAGCCCAAGGAGGUUGUGCGCUCCUACACUCCCAUCUCUUCCGACAAUGAGGCCGGCUACUUCGAUCUCCUCGUCAAGGCCUACCCCCAGGGUAACAUUUCCAAGUACUUGACCACCCUCCAGGUCGGUCAGACCAUGAAGGUUCGUGGCCCCAAGGGUGCCAUGGUGUACACUCCCAACAUGUGCCGUCACAUCGGUAUGAUCGCCGGUGGUACUGGUAUCACCCCCAUGCUCCAGGUUGUCAAGGCCAUCAUCCGCAACCGUCCCCGUAACGGCGGCAACGACACCACCCAGGUGGACCUGAUCUUUGCCAAUGUCAACCCCGAUGAUAUUCUGCUCAAGGAGGAACUCGAAGCCCUGGCCAAGGAUGACGACGGAUUCCGCAUCUACUACGUCCUCAACAACCCUCCGGAGGGCUGGACUGGCGGUGUCGGUUUCGUCACUCCUGACAUGAUCAAGGAGCGUCUCCCUGCCCCCGCCAGUGACAUCAAGAUCCUGCUCUGCGGUCCUCCCCCCAUGGUUAGCGCCAUGAAGAAGGCCACCGAGUCUCUCGGAUACACCAAGGCCCGUCCCGUCAGCAAGCUCGAGGACCAGGUCUUCUGCUUCUAA
Aspergillus sclerotioniger CBS 115572 is the source of this 924-nucleotide messenger RNA. Its product is annotated as cytochrome b5 reductase family protein. The record is from RefSeq and is a predicted model, not a curated record. Lineage: Eukaryota; Fungi; Ascomycota; Eurotiomycetes; Eurotiales; Aspergillaceae. The transcript has 4 exons. Gene Ontology annotation, cellular component: endoplasmic reticulum. Gene Ontology annotation, molecular function: oxidoreductase activity. The coding region runs from base 1 to 924 and encodes 307 amino acids.